GAAGAGAUAUAGCGGGAUAUUCAACAACGCCGUACAAGAACCUAAUCGCAAACCCUAGUUGGUCGUUCCCUCUGUAAAACCACCAACUUUCCCCCUUCCCUUCCAUUUAUCUGAGCACAGACACCAUGGCCAGAAACAAGAACAAGAGGAGAAAGCUUGCGAAGAAAUCAGAGAACAAAGCUGGAAACAAAAAUGAGCCCGAGAAAGCUCCAGCUGCCGUAAACGAGGAUGAUUCCGAUAGUGCAUCGUCGGAACCUGAACCAGAUUCCGAGAAGGUUCAGAAAUUGCUAGAACCAUACACGAAAGACCAGUUGAUCGAAUUUAUCUGCGACGCUGCAGUUAAAGAUGCUUCUCUUCUCCAACGAAUUCGCUCUAUUGCCGAUUGUGACGUUUCACAUCGCAAAAUCUUCGUUCAUGGUCUCGGCUGGGACACCACCCGUGAAACCCUCAUUUCUGCGUUCCAGCCGUUCGGUGAGAUCGAGGACUGUAACGUCGUCAUGGAUCGAGCCACUGGUAAGGCCAAGGGUUACGGCUUCGUUCUAUUUACGUCUCGGGCGGGCGCAACGAAUGCACUGAAGCAACCGCAAAAGAAGAUCAAUAAUCGCGUUACAUCAUGUCAAUUAGCUUCCGUUGGUCCCGUUACUUCGCAGCAGACUCAGGAUACAACAGGUCGGAAGAUUUAUAUCAGCAAUGUUCAUUCCGAUGCCGACCCGGAGAAGCUUCGGGCGUUCUUUGCCAAGUUUGGCGAGAUUGAGAAUGGGCCCUUGGGGUUCGACUUACUUACUGGAAAAUCAAGGGGAUUUGCUAUGUUUGUCUAUAAAACGCAAGAGGGAGCAAGGAAGGCGCUCGAGGAACCUUACAAAAUGUUUGAGGGACAUCAAUUACAUUGUCAGAGGGCAAUCGAGAACAAGAAUAAGCCUGCAGCACAGGCCGUGCAGGCCCCAGUAUUGGCUGCUGUUGCAGCUGCCCAGAACUUGGCUCUGUUCAGCCAACAUCCUUCUCUUAAUCCUUUGUAUGGCGGGUUGCUUGGAAACCCCACAGCCGGGUUGGUUGGAGGCUCUAUCAAUCCGUUGGUGGCAGGGGCUUUGAAUCCUGCUGUUGUACCAUCCGCUCAAGUGGCGGGGACUUCCUUAGGGAAUGCAGUGGGACUAGGGGGGUAUGAUGCAUCAUCACAUGGGUUGGGUAGUUUGAGUGGCAGCGCUUCGUUGCUUGGGGCGUAUGGUUCUGCGUCAGCAUUGCAGGGUCUACAAUCUUACCAAACUUCUCAACUUGGGCAGUCAUCUUCUGCGAGGACUUAUCCCACCGGCGGGACUUUGACCGGUUAUCCAUCUUACAGAUGAAAUGCAGCUGAGCUAAGAUGGACGGUUUUGUUGCAAUGUUGGGGCAUAUUAAGAAAGAGCACACAUUUUGGUUCUCUGUCUCUUGGGUAUGGAAGCUUUAUUGAUGGGAAAGAAACACCAAGACCAAGUAUUGGUUGUUUUCUUGUAACCUAUCAUUCUAUGCUUUAGCCAAGGUCAAGAAACCUGUUAACAGUUUUUUGUCCUUCUAUCUUAUGUUUUUGAUCUUUAAGUUUAUCUUUGACAGCUUGUCCACAUACUUUCUGCAAUACUUAUUUUGUACUUACAUUUUCUUUUAUCCUUUGCCCAGUUGGGGUUAAACUUUUAUGCUUUCAUUAUUUUCCUUCUUUUUAUAGACUUUUUGGUGGUGCUUAUCGUUUAAGGAUGUCUAUUUUUGUCUUUCUAA
Messenger RNA from Nelumbo nucifera (sacred lotus), 1743 nucleotides. Its product is annotated as UBP1-associated protein 2A-like. Gene Ontology annotation, cellular component: nucleus. The record is from RefSeq and is a predicted model, not a curated record. Gene Ontology annotation, molecular function: RNA binding. Lineage: Eukaryota; Viridiplantae; Streptophyta; Magnoliopsida; Proteales; Nelumbonaceae.